CGGCGCCGUGCUACUACUACCUCUCCCCCGGCUCACGCGCACCGACCACCGCCUCCGAUCCGUAUAUUAACAAGACCCCUCUCGCCCAUUCCUUCCCAUCAACAGAGGCCGGCCGUUCGCUACUUCCCGUUGCUCCCACCUCCGCUCCCUCAGGAUUUCGGAAGCAAUAAUACAGAGGACAUGGCGACACCAUACAAACCAAAGAACAUCCUUAUCACGGGAGCUGCUGGGUUCAUCGCCUCCCAUGUCGCGACCCGUAUUGCGAAGAACUAUCCUGAUUACAAGAUCGUCGUCCUCGACAAGCUUGACUACUGCUCUAACCUGAAGAACCUGCUGCCCGUGAGCUCGUCGCCAAACUUCAAGUUUGUCAAGGGAGAUAUUGCGAGUGCCGAUCUUGUCAACUUCAUCCUUGUCACAGAGAACAUUGACACUGUGAUGCACUUUGCUGCCCAGACACAUGUCGACAAUUCAUUUGGAAACUCUUUUGAGUUCACCAAGAACAACAUUUAUGGUACGCAUGUCCUUCUUGAGGCCUGCCGGCAGAUCACUGGCCAGAUCAAGAGGUUCAUCCAUGUCAGCACUGAUGAGGUCUACGGAGAGACAGAUGAGGAUGCAGUUGUUGGCAACCAUGAGGCGUCACAGCUGCUCCCGACAAACCCCUAUGCAGCCACCAAAGCUGGAGCAGAAAUGCUUGUUAUGGCCUAUGGGAGAUCCUAUGGUCUACCUGUCAUCACUACCCGGGGAAACAAUGUCUAUGGCCCUAACCAAUUCCCCGAGAAGCUCAUCCCAAAGUUCAUUCUCUUGGCCAUGAGAGGGGAGCCCCUCCCGAUCCAUGGCGACGGAUCCAAUGUCCGGAGCUACCUCUUCUGCGAGGAUGUCGCCGAGGCAUUCGAGGUCAUUCUUCACUGCGGGGAAGUCGGGCACGUUUACAACAUUGGGACAAAGAAGGAGAGGACGGUCAUGGACGUGGCCAAAGAUAUCUGCAAGAUUUUCAACCUGGAUGCUGAGAAAACCAUCAAGUUUGUUGACAACAGGCCAUUCAACGAUCAGAGGUACUUCCUGGACGACGAGAAGCUCAAGGGCCUUGGAUGGUCCGAGCGCACUCACUGGGAGGAGGGCCUGAGGAAGACGGUGGAGUGGUACGUGGCCAAUUCUGACUACUGGGGUGAUGUUUCUGGGGCACUGUUGCCGCAUCCGAAGGCCGGGAUGAUGCCAGGGAAUGAGGGUUCAGAGGAGAUUAAAGGAAUGCUCACACAGUUUAUAACUCAACAUCAGACAAAGGUUGUGUCUGCUCCAGCAUCAGAAUAUCCUGCUAAAACUGUGGAGAAUGGUGCAGGGUUGUACACCAAUGGAACCGUUCAUUAGAUGGGUGACCACCGGACCGGCCAGUGAUUUUCUCGUCUGCAUCCGCCACGGUCAAAUGGACGAUUUCAAUUUAUAUUGCUUAUGUUGAGUGGAGUACUUGUCCGUGGGGUUAAUAGCCUGCUCUAUCCAUGUCCCUUUCAUUAUUAAUGUUUGCAAAGUUGUAGGUAUUGUUCUUGUUAAUUUAUUUAAGCCUAGCUACCAAAUAUGCUCCGUGCGUUGUUACGGUGAAGAUAAUAUGUAUACACUAUCACACUAUAGCGGUAAAAGUGAUCUUACAAAGAUAUGAUAUACUAUACAUAUCUUUUUAUGCUACU
Messenger RNA from Panicum hallii, 1679 nucleotides. RefSeq names its product trifunctional UDP-glucose 4,6-dehydratase/UDP-4-keto-6-deoxy-D-glucose 3,5-epimerase/UDP-4-keto-L-rhamnose-reductase RHM1-like. The record is from RefSeq and is a predicted model, not a curated record. The transcript has 2 exons. The coding region runs from base 181 to 1365 and encodes 394 amino acids. Gene Ontology annotation, molecular function: dTDP-glucose 4,6-dehydratase activity. Gene Ontology annotation, biological process: nucleotide-sugar metabolic process. Lineage: Eukaryota; Viridiplantae; Streptophyta; Magnoliopsida; Poales; Poaceae.